AUGCCCCGCGUAAAAGCAUCACCCAAAAAAUGCGUCAAAACGUCAUCGAAUUCCAAUCCGGCCACCAAUGCGUGGGUUUUUCUCAUGAAAGGUGAAGGACUAGAAGGUACUGAUGGAAAUAUUCCGGAUGUUGUUAAAUUGCGACACCCCGCAUCCAGCCAAGCAGCGAUGUUUUUAUUCAGCCCCGGUGAUUUGACAGUUCAAGAAGUUUUGACAAUCGAUGAGAACAAAAGAUCUUGGUUUGUUGACGACAAUGUCAAGUCAGAUGGAAAAAUGCACCUGUCAACUCCAAUAGAUCCAAUCUUUCUCGUCUUACCGUACUUGAGAAAAUCCCAGUACGCUGUACCCCUGGAGCAGCUUCUCAGAGACGACGAGUACCCGGAGACUGAAAGACUGGCUCGCUGUCAGAAUCUCAAGCUAACUCUGGUCGCGGAUCGCCGCGGUGAUGAAUCUUUGCAAGCUUACAAGUACAAUGAGGAAAAAACGCUGAUCUGGCUGCAGAAGAAAGUUGAGCGAGUCGCUGAGACUCUCAGACAAAAGGGCAUUUAUGUAUCUCCUGGCGCUGUCAGUGCAAAUUAUGUUAAAAGUAGUAAAUAUGAACCUGCUAGUGAUACUGAUUUGUCCAAAAAAUUAGCUCAGUUUCUUAAUUUACCAGAGGAAAUAGAAAAUAAUCCCAAGCGAAAGCUGUCAAGCCCUAAAGAAGUUUCAGACAACAAACGGCAGAAAAGUGAACCCGCUGAAACGGAAAAUCCACCUAAAAUGCGUGCAUUAGAUUUAACCAAGCCUGAAAAGGUGACGAAACAACCGACAAAAAAAGAAUUGGCCCGUCAAAAAGCAGCAGCUGGUUCAAAAAAUAUCUCUUCAUUCUUCAAGAAAAAAUAA
This is a messenger RNA of Cotesia congregata, 882 nucleotides long. The record is from the annotation of a GenBank genome assembly. Lineage: Eukaryota; Metazoa; Arthropoda; Insecta; Hymenoptera; Braconidae.